AUGUGUCAAUCCCCUAUGCUCGAGUUCCUCCAGGGUCUCCCCAAGUGCGAACACCACGUUCAUCUUGAAGGCACUCUAGAGCCUGAACUGAUUUUCGAUCUUGCCGUACGCCAUGGCAUCACCUUACCCAGCGACCCAGUCUACACCUCAGUAGAGACCCUGAAGAAGCGCUACGAGCACUUCAGCAACCUAGACGACUUCCUGCACUUCUACUUCGAGGGCAUGGCCGUUCUGCGCGAAGAGCAAGACUUCGCCGAUCUGGCGUGGGCUUAUUUCCAAAAAGCGCACGCAGACGGCGUCCACCAUGCAGAAGUCUUCUUCGACCCGCAAGUGCACGAAAGCCGCGGCGUGCCAUACAACACCAUUGUCGACGGCUUCUCCAAGGGCUGCAAGCGCGCAGAGACAGAGCUCGGCCUGUCAACGCGCCUGAUUUUGUGCUUCGUGCGCCAUCUCCCUGUUGCGUCUGCGCAGGAUCUGUACGAUGAGAUGCUCGUUCAUAAGUCUUUUGAGAAUGGUACCAUUCACGGACUCGGUUGGUCUUCUUCUGAGGUCGGCCCGCCGAAGGAUAUGUUCCGUGAGAUCUAUGCUUCGGCUAAGGAGAAGAAUAUUCCCCUCACAGCGCAUGCAGGCGAGGAAGGUGAUCCUACUUAUAUUAGCACGGCGCUUGAGCUUGGUGCCACGCGAAUCGAUCAUGGUAUUCGCUUGAUUGAAGAUGAGGAACUCAUGAAGCGUGUUGCUCGUGAGGGAAUCUUGCUUACUGUCUGCCCGCUGUCGAAUGUGCGGUUGCGUUGCGUCAAGUCUGUGAAGGAGGUGCCUAUUCGGAAGUUUUUGGAGGCUGGGGUCAAGUUCUCGAUUAACAGUGAUGAUCCUGCUUAUUUCGGUGGUUAUAUUCUUGAUAACUACUAUGCUGUGCAGGAGGCAUUCAAUUUGAAUGUCUUGGAGUGGAAGAUUAUUGCUGAGAACAGUGUCCAAGAGAGCUGGAUUGACGAUUCUCGGAAAGCAGAAAUUUUGGAAAGUAUCGAGGCUCAUGUGAAGAAGUACAUGCACACCAUUGCUGCAUGA
Molecule: messenger RNA, 1062 nt
Organism: Penicillium soppii
Lineage: Eukaryota; Fungi; Ascomycota; Eurotiomycetes; Eurotiales; Aspergillaceae
Gene: aah1
Product: adenosine deaminase
Exons: 1
Coding region: 1-1062 (353 amino acids)
Biological process (GO): adenine catabolic process; hypoxanthine salvage; purine ribonucleoside monophosphate biosynthetic process
Cellular component (GO): nucleus; cytosol
Molecular function (GO): adenine deaminase activity
Source: RefSeq, a predicted model, not a curated record